GUUGAGGACAACUGCAAACCCCCCACUUUGCUUUCCGCUGCGUUUCUCUAAUGGAGAGCGAGUGCCCAAUCGACGCAGAGCUCCACAACGAAAUCUCAGCCCUUCUCAAACCUCAUCCACCUUCCCAAGUAGAAGACUACUUGAACCACCUCAUCAAAACCAGACAGUGCCACGGCAUCACUGUCAAACACAACGGCGACCUCGGCAAGGGUGUCUACGCUGUCUCGGACUUCGAAGGAGACCAGCUUGUCCUCAAGGACCAAAUCCUCGUCGGUCAUCAGCAUUCCUCCAACAAGAUCGAGUGUUUGGUCUGCAGCUUCUGUUUCCGGUUUGUUGGGUCUGUUGAGCAGCAAAUUGGGAGGAGGCUUUAUCUUGAGGAACAUGGAGUUUCAGUCAAUUGUUGUCAAGCUGAUGAUGAGGAAGAAGAAGAAUUGGGGCAAUGUGGUUCGAGCAGUUCAGAUUACAAGGAGAAGGUUCCACUUCCUAAAGGACUUGCAGAGGCUUUAAUGAAUGGUGAAGUUAAGUUGCCGUAUUCGGAUAAGUUUUCGAUGCCUCAGGCUGUUCCAUGUCCUGGGGGCUGUGGUGAAGCUUUUUACUGCAGUAAACUAUGUGCAGAGUCGGAUUGGAAUUCUUCGCAUUCCUUACUUUGCACUGGGGAGAGGUCAGAGUCUAGGAGCAGGGAGGCGCUUGUGAAGUUUAUACAGCAUGCAAAUGAAACCAACGAUAUAUUCAUCCUUGCCGCGAAGGCAGUGGCUUCCACCAUUUUAAACUAUAGGAAGUUGAAAUUAACUCUCUCAGAAGGAGAUUAUGAGCCUAAUCUUUCAGGGAGUCCAUAUCUAUCUUUACUCUUAGAAGCAUGGAAGCCAAUAUCAAUGGGACACAAGAGAAGGUGGUGGGAUUGUGUUGCGUUGCCAAUUGACGUUGAAUCUUCUGAUGAAGCUGCAUUUAGGAUACAAAUAAGAGAGCUAGCAUUCACGUCGCUACAGCUCCUAAAAGCAGCCAUCUUUGAUGAGGAAUGUAAACCAAUGUUCUCUCUUGAAAUUUAUGGACAUAUAAUUGGCAUGUUUGAGUUGAAUAAUCUAGAUUUGGUUGUAGCAUCUCCCGUGGAAGAUUAUUUUUUGUACAUUGAUGAUCUUCCAGAUCCCAAAAAAAACGAAGCUGAGGAGAUUACAUGGCCAUUUUUGGAUGCUCUUGGUGAUGAUUAUUCAGUUUGUUGCCAGGGCACUGCAUUUUAUCCUCUACAGAGUUGUAUUAACCAUUCUUGUACACCUAAUGCCAAAGCAUUCAAAAGAGAGGAGGACAGAGAUGGUCAAGCAACAAUAAUUGCAGCAAAAGAAAUUUACAAGGGAGAGGAGGUUACUAUUUCUUAUGUGGAUGAGGACAUUCCGUUCAAGGAAAGACGGGCAUUACUUGCAGAUUACGGUUUUCGAUGCAGAUGUCCAAGAUGCGUGGAAGAAGAUCCAUAACCAUUACCAAAGAGGGAGGCCAUUUUUUUUGUGCCGAG
Molecule: messenger RNA, 1504 nt
Organism: Argentina anserina (silverweed cinquefoil)
Lineage: Eukaryota; Viridiplantae; Streptophyta; Magnoliopsida; Rosales; Rosaceae
Product: histone-lysine N-methyltransferase ATXR2
Exons: 14
Coding region: 51-1466 (471 amino acids)
Molecular function (GO): protein binding; methyltransferase activity
Source: RefSeq, a predicted model, not a curated record